AAGGGAAGCCCUAGCGCGUCCUCCAGCCGCCCGGGGCGGGAGGAAGUCCAUCCGCGGCGGGGGCGGGUUUGGGGCCGGGCCGGGCCGGACUGGGGCGCGUGAGCCCGCCCUCCCGGAGGACCUGCGCGGCCAUGGCGCUGCUGGUCGCCGCUCUGCGAGUCCUGCUGGGCGGCUUCUUCGCGCUCACGGGGGCGGCCAAGCUCUCGGAGCAGAUCUCGGCUUCUGCGUCGCAGCAGAUGAAAGCCCUGUUCGAGCAGUUCGCUGAGGUGUUCCCGUUGAAGGUGUUCGGCUACCAGCCAGAUCCCAUGAGCUACCAGGUGACCGUGGGCUGGCUGGAACUGCUGGCUGGGCUGCUGCUGGCCCUGGGCCCACCGAAGCUGCAAGAGAUCAGUAACGUUCUCUUGAUCGUGCUCAUGAUGGGGUCCAUCUUCACGUUGGUGUCUCUGAAGGAGUCACUGAACACCUGCAUCCCGGCUGUCGUCUGCCUGGCGCUCCUGGUGCUGCUGGAUAUCUGCCAGUUCUUAGUCAGAACUGAGAAGGUGGUCAGACCCACAAGGAAGAAGAUGCCAAGUUCAGCCAAGGGACCCUGAGAGUAGAGUACCUCUUGCUUCUCGGUGCUAUGUCCCUGUCACAGCAGGAACACAGAGGGACACAGAGUCAACCACCUUGUUACCAAUACAAUACGUCCAGGGUCAAAGUAUGGCCAUCGUUGAAAUAGACAUCUUGUCUACCUGGGCCUACUUUCUCUCUUGGACAUCUACUGCUCUUUUUGAUAUUUACUAGCAUUCCUCUUGUCACGUGAAAAUAAGCAGAAAAGAAAUUUAACCCACAAUGUUAAUGCCCCCAAAUAACUAUUUUCUAUUCCAUUGUUUAACUGUACUUUUCUAUGCUUCUAUACAGAUUUAAAAAAAUGAACACGAGACCAUA
Molecule: messenger RNA, 927 nt
Organism: Eptesicus fuscus (big brown bat)
Lineage: Eukaryota; Metazoa; Chordata; Mammalia; Chiroptera; Vespertilionidae
Gene: TMEM35B
Product: transmembrane protein 35B
Exons: 3
Coding region: 132-590 (152 amino acids)
Source: RefSeq, a predicted model, not a curated record